Messenger RNA from Olea europaea var. sylvestris, 885 nucleotides. RefSeq names its product vacuolar iron transporter homolog 4-like. Gene Ontology annotation, cellular component: membrane. The record is from RefSeq and is a predicted model, not a curated record. Gene Ontology annotation, molecular function: manganese ion transmembrane transporter activity; iron ion transmembrane transporter activity. NCBI's taxonomy places the organism in Eukaryota, Viridiplantae, Streptophyta, Magnoliopsida, Lamiales, Oleaceae. The transcript has a single exon. The coding region runs from base 49 to 708 and encodes 219 amino acids. Gene Ontology annotation, biological process: intracellular manganese ion homeostasis.
UCUCAUUAGUAAUAACCUCUUAGCUAUCUGCUACUUAGUAUAAUCUUCAUGGCUGCCUCAAACCCAAACCAUCUCCAAAUUGUGAUCCCUGAGCACAAUGCACAACAAAAUCAAUGUGAUUUUCCUAAAGAUAAAUACUUUGAUUACUCACAAAGGGCACAAUGGCUUCGUGCUGCUGUGCUCGGGGCCAAUGAUGGAUUGGUCUGCACUGCGUCAUUAAUGAUGGGAGUUGGAGCUGUUAAAGAAGAUGCCAAGGUGAUGGUUCUUACCGGAUUUGCAGGACUAUUCGCUGGUGCUUGUAGCAUGGCGAUUGGAGAGUUUGUCUCUGUGCACUCUCAACUAGACAUAGAAAUAGCCCAAAUGAAGAGAGAAAAGAGAAUGACAAACAAUGGACAGAACGAAGUAGAAUUGGAAAAGGAAAAACUCCCUAAACCUUGGCAGGCAGCCAUGGCAUCAGCUCUUGCAUUUUCUCUAGGUGCCGUUGUACCAUUACUUGCAGCUGCAUUUAUAGCAAACUAUAAGGUGAGGCUAGGAGUGGUGGUGGCAGCAGUCACCUUAGCAUUGGUUGCUUUUGGGGGAGUCGGGGCAGUGGUAGGCGGGACACCGGUGGCGAGUUCUUGUCCUAGGGUGGUGGUCGGUGGCUGGAUGGCUAUGGGGAUUACAUUUGGUCUUACCAAGUUAAUUGGCUCCAGUGGUCUGGAAAUGUGAUUGCUAAGUUCACCUUCAGUUUCAGCUUUCCUAAAUAUGUUGAAUAAAACUUGGGUUGUGGUUGAAAACGCUGUAACACAACAACAAAUGAUGUAUUGUAUAACCAUCCUAUGCUUUGUUUUUAUUUCCUUCAAUGCUUUCAAGUACUGUAUUGUGCUCAUUUUUAGAAUAUUUAAG